Alternaria ethzedia is the source of this 1587-nucleotide messenger RNA. RefSeq lists its product as uncharacterized. Gene Ontology annotation, molecular function: monooxygenase activity; heme binding; iron ion binding. Lineage: Eukaryota; Fungi; Ascomycota; Dothideomycetes; Pleosporales; Pleosporaceae. The transcript is spliced from 2 exons. The record is from RefSeq and is a predicted model, not a curated record. The coding region runs from base 1 to 1587 and encodes 528 amino acids.
AUGUCUACAGCGGUCAUUUCCAUUCCGUAUGCUGCUGCGCUAGGCGCGUGCGCUCUUUUCUACUUUGUUAUCUAUCCUGUAGUCGUUUACUUCCGCGAUGUGAAUGGUCUUCGGCGUUACCCAAACAUGCACCCGCUCUCGGGCAUAUCUUCGAUCCCGUUCAUGGUGCUUGCGCACGGCGGAGCGCGGUCCACCUACCUUGAGAAACUACAUCGAAAGCAUCCAGUAAUCCGUGUGGGCCCCAACUUCCUCUCGUACGGCGACCUUCGAGCCGUGAAAGACAUCUACGGUCAUAACACUCCCUGUACCAAGGACGGAUCGUACGUUGUCACUGCAGGCUCGCAUUACCAUCUUGCCGAUGCCAUCGACAAGCAUGAUCAUGCGCGGAAGAGGAAGCUGAUGAGCUCUGCGUAUGCGAUCAAGAACCUGGAGGGCUGGGAGCACAAGGUAGCCGACAAGACGCAGAAGCUACUAAAGCACUUUGACGAGUGCUGCACCUCACCAUUGCCUCCUGGACAGCUACCGAAGCCUGAGGACGUGAACCUCGAUUAUCGGAAGUGGACAAACUUCUUCACACUAGACGCUAUCGCCGAUAUUGGACUUUCCGACAAGCUUGGAUUCCUCGAUCGGGGCCACGACAGGGUUACUGGACGGAGGACAGACGGGUCAACAUACGAAUGUGAUUUCAGACCAGCACUUUACAACACAGCUCGGAAACAGUCGUUGUUGGUCUGGCCAUACGACUGGUAUCCGCUCAUCAACAAACUCUCGAACGUCAUCCCCUUCUACAAGCGCAUGAGCGACUACGCAAACGAAUGGGAGGGCGUACCGGUUCAACUCGCCCACAAGCGUCUGGAGCGGUACAGAGCAGGGGAGAAGCUCGACGACUUCUUCCAAACGCUGAUGGAAGACAAGAACGGCCAUCCGAACAAUCUGGAAUGGGGCGAGAUCAUCGCGGAAGUGAGCAUCAUGAUGAACGCCGGAUCAGCUACGACAGCGAUUGCGAUGGCUAAUGUCAUGUACCAAUUGAUCAAGCACCCAGAUAUCAAGAUGAAGUUGGUGCAAGAGAUCGAUUCGGCACUGGAAGACGAGGAGGAGGAAGGCGAUGGGGUAGUCGCUUACGACAGGGUAAAACACCUACCAUAUCUCCGUGCAUGCCUCGACGAAUCGCUCCGGCUCUUCCCACCAACACCCCAUGGACUCCCGCGACAGACGCCAGCCGAGGGCGUCAACAUCCUUGGUGACUACAUUCCGGGCGGAGUCUCCGUCGCCAUGUCUGCAUAUGUUGCGCAUCGGCAGGAAUCCGUGUUCCCGCACGCCGACAAGUUUAUACCGGAGCGCUGGUUGGGUGAAGAAGGCAAGGCCUUACAGCCCUACUUCCUGGCCUUCUCGGCGGGUGCAAGGGGAUGCAUCGGACGCAACAUCUCGUACCUAGAGCAGACUGUGGUUUUGGCGAGUGUGUUGAGGCGGUAUGAUUUUGCGCUGAGUAGUCCGAAUUGGGAGCUUCAGCGGCUAGAGACGAUGAAUUGGAUCCUAGGGGAGAUGCCUGUGAAGAUUUGGCGACGGGGGCGGACAUCGACCAGGUAG